This is a messenger RNA of Pomacea canaliculata, 2833 nucleotides long. RefSeq names its product tyrosine-protein kinase receptor Tie-2-like. NCBI's taxonomy places the organism in Eukaryota, Metazoa, Mollusca, Gastropoda, Architaenioglossa, Ampullariidae. The transcript is spliced from 18 exons. Gene Ontology annotation, molecular function: protein binding; transmembrane receptor protein tyrosine kinase activity; ATP binding. The record is from RefSeq and is a predicted model, not a curated record. Gene Ontology annotation, biological process: protein phosphorylation; cell surface receptor protein tyrosine kinase signaling pathway; positive regulation of kinase activity. The coding region runs from base 1459 to 2754 and encodes 431 amino acids. Gene Ontology annotation, cellular component: signaling receptor complex.
AAGCCGUGGUGAAACCCCAAAUCUACCAGAUGCGAGGCGGGCUAACCUAGUGGGAACCACAAAGGACGGCAGCAACAUGGAGAAGUAUUCAUUGUUGGCUGAUUCCAGCGAAAAAACAGACACAGACUUCAUCUGGUCCAAUCGAAGGCUCUUCAACCGUGUCACUGUCAUGGCGGCAGGUCAGUUUGCCCCCAACAACCUACCGCCUCCACCGAACUACGUCAGAGAUCCAAUCUUUGGGAUAACAAAGCGCCUUUGUCAGGAUCGAACACACCAGACAAACUGGCAACGUGGGAAGUGCCAGACGCGUGGUUCUGAACCAAACCGAGUCUUGCAAUACUCAGAUCGGCAGCUCGCCAUAUACAGGCAUCUACAACUGCACCAUCACUCCUAACUUCGACCCGCGACUGGACACGGGGGACAUCGUGAAGUUGAGCUUUCACGCUACAGGAGGCGGCGUUCGCACUCUCCUUAACUUUAACAUUGGCCCUAACAGCGAGUACAGGCGAGACAGCUUUGUUGGAGUGAGCGACUCCAUGGCGGUAGAAUUUCGCUUCGACAUCGACACACCGCCAAGGCAUCCAUGUCUGUCAUCGGGAAGUUGUACAAAUGAUGUCUUCAUGCUGCGAACACAGGACAUCACAAAGAAUCCUCUGACGAUUCAGUGGAAAGGCUGGACUGAUGACGAGUCCGGCAUGUUCAGAUAUGCGGUGGAGGUCUUCAAGUUGUCCGUGUCGUAGAAGAUCAACUGGAAAUAAGGAACCCGCUCAGCCCUCUCUUCAUUAAUGAAACAAUGGAGACUGAAGAAGGCAGACAACGGGGAUACGAGCAGCGCUACACGCCGCAAGACCCAGGCAUGUACGCCAUCAUCCUGGAGGCCUCUGACCGCGCCAACAACAGCAAGUACAUCCGCCGCCUCGUCCUGUACGACCCUGUCUCCACUGUGACGUCAGAUCCGCUGCACCCCUUCCAUGCCACAACGGCUAGCCCCGCCGCCAACUUCACCUUUCAAAGUAGUUUGAAAGAAAUAACCGUUACGUGGGCCAGACACUUCCUGAACAAGCUGCACGAGGAGCAGAGUUUGCUGGGAUCAGUGAGGGAAUACCCUCCUCAGCUAGAAGACUUUCGGAAGACGAUCCCAUACAGUUCUCAGGAGGACGAUCACGAGGGGUUAAGGACAGUAGAUAACAUUCCCAACGUUCGUGGAAUCGUCAGGUUUGAAGUGGCCUACAACAAGGACAACCAGGGCGGGGGCAGCCAACCUGCAGAGCCAGGAGAGGAGCAAUGGAAGCAAGUGGGGCUUAAUCAGCAGUUCACUUACCCCGACGCCCUUAACAAUGCUGAGACGUAUACUGUGUGGGUGCGGGCUCACGACAUGCUGGGCAACACGCGCACUGAACGCACCCAGGUGACUAUCGACAACACGGAGCCUGAUGCCAGAGACCAGUCGAGUUCCAGAUGAACGUGCCUGUACCCGGCAUCGACUUCAGUUCUACAUUUAGGCUGUCCGCAGAGGACAGGGAAUCUGGAAUUGCAUACGUCAAGUGGACGUUCACGAGGGCUAACGGAACCAUCAUCUACGAAGAAAAAGUGCCCGGGAAACAAGCUCAGUCAUGCAAAGACUUCCGCGAGUGCUACGCUACACCAACAGGUCAGAUUUUUCAGUUCGAUCAGUCCUUUUCUGUGAGCAACUGCCACAUGAUGGUGGAAAAGGAAAACCUGGCAACAGAGGAGGUCACAGUUACCAUCGAGGUCACGAACGCAGCGGGACUCGUCAACAGGCAGAUAAUGAAGAAAAAAGACCUUACUGCUCUGAAUGGAACAGAAGCAUAUUUUCCUCCCCAAAACGUUCGAAUUUUGCAACUGACUGACACCAGCGUCACUCUCACCUGGGAUUUUCCCCCUGGGUGCUUCGCUCGCUCCGAGAUUUGGGUCACGUACGUGCAAGAUGGCCAGCAAGUGCAGAGAAAAGUUCACAAAGACGCACGUCAACUCGACCUGACGGCCUUGACCCCUGACCAGGACUAUGACGUCAGGCUGGUCACCUUGUACGGCCAGCAACGCAGCGACGCCGGGCGCUUCACACUCAGGACGCUCGAUUCGUCUGUAUCUGGGUCAACAGUGGCCGGCAUCAUCAUAGGUCUCCUGCUGCUGCUGCUGUUGCUGGUUGUGCUGGUGCUGUUCGUGCUGUGGCGGAAGGGGCUGGCGUUCCAGGGCGACAUAGCCCAGCGGCGAAUCAACAGGCUGCGAAGCAGCAUUCACUGGAAGAAGAAACAUGACUUUGUGAACGAUUCGCACGAAGUGCAGCGGCUGUCACAAAAUCAGGAUGACCUGUACCUGGCUCCAGGUCAGGUCUGGGACACUCGUCCUUCAUGGCAGAUUGAUGCACACCGACUGACUUUGCUGGACCAGGUAACGGAGGGCAAGUUUGCUACCAUCUACAAGGCGACACUGAAGAGUUCUGACAAAACCUUAACAGUGGCUGCCAAAGUUCUCAAAUCCAACUUUUCUGAAGCCGAUUCCAACAAGAUGAUGAACAAAAUCAACUUUCACGCUACUGAGGUUGGUCGCCACGAAAACGUGUUGGCCAUGAUCGGAGCUGUGUUAGACAGCACGCACCUCGGCCUGUUAUGGUGCUGGAGUUCUGUGAGAUGGGUCAGCUGGACGCAUGGCUGCUCAAGCAGAACGGGAAAGCUGACGAAGAGACUAUGGAAAAGUUAUACCGUUUCUCCAGGGACAUCGCUUGCGGCAUGAGCUACCUGGCCUCCAAAAAGAUCGUUCAUGAGAGGCUUGCGGCUCGCAAUGUCCUACUGACCUUUUUCUUGGAUGCCAA